AUGUCAUCCUACUCUUUGACCAAGCAGCUCCUCACCACCGACGAGGAGGGCUACAAGAAGGCCACUCAGUCCGAGUUCCUCAGGCUCGCGGCCAAUGGCCAACUUUCCAAGGAUAUUCUUGGUCGAUGGCUCGCCAAUGAUCGACUUUACAUUCAUAGCUACUGUCGCGGGCUCGGUCUGCUGCUGAGCUUCUUGCAGUAUCCUGACAAUGUUCGACGUGGCCAGGACCCUGGAGCUGAGACUAAGCUUCUUGAUUGGAUUGUCGGUGCUCUGGUGAAUAUUCGACGAGAGGAGAACUUCUUUAUCGACACGGCGGCCGAGUACGGCAUCGAGAUCAACCUUGAGACGCAAGCGAAUGGCAGAGUCGCCGAGAGCACCAAACUUGAAGGUCUCCGUCGAUGGGGAGCACUGUUUCAAUCGGUGGCCCCAGGUGAAAGCGACGUCCUUCCCUGGCUUGAGGCCGCAGUGGUGUACUGGGGAACCGAAAAGUGCUACCUGGAUGCUUGGUCGUGGGCAAAGGCACAGCUCACGGUGCAGGAGGACCCAAGCAAGGACGCAGACGGAGGUGCCGUGAGAAAGGAGUUUAUCAACAACUGGACGUGCAAGGAAUUUGUCGAGUUUGUGGAUGACCUUGGGCGCAUCAUCGACGAGGCCGUUGCUAAAGAAGUUGAGAAGAAGGGCGAGGACUUCAAGGCGGAGUUGUUCAAGCGCGUGGAGGACAAGUGGCGGGAUGUUCUCCAGGCCGAAGAGGUGUUUUGGCCUACCAUCUAG
Molecule: messenger RNA, 771 nt
Organism: Fusarium falciforme
Lineage: Eukaryota; Fungi; Ascomycota; Sordariomycetes; Hypocreales; Nectriaceae
Exons: 1
Coding region: 1-771 (256 amino acids)
Source: RefSeq, a predicted model, not a curated record